GCAGAGCCAAUGAGGAGGGUGUGAUCGUACAGUGCAGGGUGGCAGACCUGACAGUUUCACUCUUCCCAGCAAAUCUCAGAGCCUUCUGUGGAGGUGAAGUUACAAAAGCAGCAUGUAUCCCUCAAAAACCUCCGGUCUUCUGAAAGACAACAGCUGGAUCAAGAAGCAGGACGAUGAGGAUGAAGACAUUGACCGAGACCCAAACUACGGCCGGUCUAUUCUCAGAGGCACAUCUGAUGACAGUGAUGAUAAUGAAGAAACAAUCAGCAAAAGUGUGUCAACAUCUGUAGAGGCGCUCCAACAGAGGUUCGGUGGAAGUCCGACUGAUUUGGGGAGCAGCAGCACCACCACCACCACAUACAGCAGGGACGGCAAAUCCACCAUGACCACCGAGACCACCGUCACCAGAUCGACUGUGAAUAAAACCAGCAGCACCAAGACAUUCACUGAGCGGGUGCUGUCUUCAAGCAAAGGUGCACAGUACUCGACAUACUCGCCGCCAAAAACCACUGAAGUGACCAAGAAAGCCAUCACCAGCACUUCAGAUGCGGAGGACCACCUCUACGACUCACUGGUCCCAUCGGCCACCAAGAGUACCUACUCCCCCACUGACAGCAAAACAACUGUGACCGUGAAAUCCAGUGGAGACUUAGAGGCGGAGGACAACCUCUAUGACAGACUAAUUCCUCAGGCCAUCAAAGAUGAAGCUGCUUCUGGCAGGACAUCCUCCACCUCUGAGACUGUGACAGUGAGAAGCAGCUCUAUUAGGGACGAUGAUGAUCUGUACAACAGUCUCCGGACGAAAUCCUCUGACUUCUCCUCUCUGAACAGAGGAGAAAGCCCCACUGUGACUUCAUCCACCUCCAUCCGCAGCUACAGCUCGUACACCGAGGACUCUCCUAUCACCAGCACAACCUCCUACACCAUCAGCACCAAGCCUGGUUAUGAUUACUCCAGCACCACGAGCCCCACUUCCUACACUUCAACAACAUACAGGAGCAGCAGGUCAGAUGAUAGUCUGUCGGACCCGAUCUACUCAAAAUCCUCCACCAGGAGUGUGUACUCAUCUUCUGAUAGGACGCUGCUGGAGAAGGACCUGUGCACCACCUGCCGCAAGCCGUUUACCGGCGACGCCAAGAUGGUGCUGGAGGACAUCAACGUCAACUGCCACGCCUCCUGCUUCAAGUGUGACGUGUGCAGCAGCACUCUGGGUCACCUGAAGGCCGGGGACAGCAUGUGGGUCUACAGAGGCAUGGUGCACUGCGAGAACUGCUUUGAGGUCACCAGAGCAAAAUGGCGUCGCUGAGCCUCCACAGUGAAGAAGCAGACUGCUGCUGAUCCGUGUGCUUUGGGUUCUCGUGUUGUCGCAGUAUAACAAGCAGGAAGAUUUUUAUCUGGGAGGUUUGACAAGUGACUUUUUUCCAAUAACAAGCAUGGACUGUGUAGCGCACAGAAUACUUCAUACUAUAUACACUGUACUGUUUCUAUGUUUACCCCACAAGCUACCUUUACUGAAGUUUGCAGCUGUUUUUGGGGACUCUUGUGUGUAAUGUGAUAGUUAAUACUGCAGUGAGGGCCGGGGGCUUUUUUUUUUGUGCAAUAC
This is a messenger RNA of Salarias fasciatus (jewelled blenny), 1603 nucleotides long. It is a transcript of the gene scel, whose product is annotated as sciellin. The transcript has 21 exons. Gene Ontology annotation, cellular component: cytoplasm. NCBI's taxonomy places the organism in Eukaryota, Metazoa, Chordata, Actinopteri, Blenniiformes, Blenniidae. The record is from RefSeq and is a predicted model, not a curated record. Gene Ontology annotation, biological process: epidermis development. Bases 113 to 1306 code for a protein of 397 amino acids.